GUGUCUGGGGCCAAUUGUUCUGGAGAACCACAUUACCCAGAAGCCUCUGCGCCUUGCUUGGUGGCACUCUUAAAAGCGCGCGGAAGGCGACUGGGCGGGACUUCCGGUGUCUUCCCCGCGGCGGACAUUUUGUCCGCUCUCGGUGGGCCGCUCGGACUAGAGCCUCGGGGUCGCUGGUUCGGCCCGGAGUGGCGGAAGCGGGAGGACACGGGAGGAGACUCUGUGCUCGCCGCAGGGAGGCUCGGCGGUGGCAGCGCCCGCGAAGGCUCCGCUGCCCGCGACGGCGGCGCGCGGGUCCCGACCUGGGACUCCUCACGGCCCCGUAUGGUCCUCCAGAUUGUGAUGGCGGCCGCGGUUGGUGGAUCCGGCCUAGGUUAUUGGUGCACGGCGAAAGAUGAAGAGGCACCUUCUGAGCAGACCGUUUCUUUAGGAAUCUCCCAUGAUAGCAUUUCCAAGGCAGGUUCAUCAACCCAGAUGGCUCACGCUUGUGACAUUUGUGGCCCCAUCGUGAAAGACCUCUUACACCUGGAUGAACACCAGGAAAUAUGCCAAGGACUGAAACCUUACACCUGCGGGGCAUGUGGGAGACAGUUUUUGUUCAGUGCAAACUUUCACCAGCAUCAGAAGCAGUACAGUGUAGAGAAACCUGUCAGAAGAGACAGAGGCAAGACCUCAUCUGGGAAGAACUGUAGGGUUUGUGAAGAACCUCACCUGUCGGGAAAGCCCUUUCUGUGUGAGGAGCAGUGGAGCCUCCAGGCCAGUCUGGGCAGUCACCAGCGACAGGCCACCCACAGCAAGAAGAAGAGGAGGACUGGGAGCGGGGAGGCCUCUCACAGCGGACAGAUGCAGUACAGCUGCAGCGAAUGCGGGAAGGCCUUCAACCGCAAAGACACGCUUGUCCAGCACCAGAGAAUCCACACCGGAGAAAGGCCCUACGAGUGCAGCGAAUGCGGGAAGGCCUUCAGCCGCAAAGCCACACUUAUCCAGCACCAGAGAAUCCACACCGGAGAAAGGCCUUACGAAUGCAAAGAAUGUGGGAAAGGCUUUAGCCGCAAAGACAAUCUUACUCAGCACAAAAGAAUUCACACCGGAGAAAUGCCUUACAAGUGUAGCGAGUGUGGAAAAUACUUUAGCCAUCACUCCAACCUCAUCGUACACCAGAGAGUUCACAAUGGAGCGAGGCCUUAUAAGUGUAACAACUGUGGGAAAGUCUUCAGACACAAAUCCACACUUGUUCAGCAUGAGAGCAUCCAUACUGGAGAAAAUCCUUACGUUUGUAGUGAUUGUGGGAAAUCCUUUGGCCACAAGUACACCCUCAUUAAACACCAGAGAAUUCACACUGAGGCAAGGCCUUUUGAGUGCAUCGACUGUGGGAAAUUCUUUAGUAGAAGCUCUGACUUUAUUGCACACCAGAGAGUUCACACAGGGGAAAGGCCAUUUGUGUGCAGCAAAUGUGGGAAAGAUUUCAUCAGAACAUCCCACCUUGUUAGGCACCAAAAAGUUCACACUGGAGAAAGGCCAUAUGAGUGCAACGAAUGUGGGAAAGCCUAUAGUUUAAGCUCCCACCUCAUUCGGCACCAGAAGGUUCACACUGCAGGACGGCUUUAGGAGUGCUUUCAACACAACAGGACUUGUAUGGAGAGGGGCUUUGUGAUUGCCCUUGGAGAGGAAGACACCAGUCAGAUGUUGAACCUCAUGUAUCUGAACAUUAUUAGCACUGGGGAGGGACCUUAAGGAUGCCAGGUACAGGGACACUUUCAUGGGUUGCGUUGCACUUGCAGACCUGCUCAGGUCCUUGCCAAAUUUGCCACCCAAUGUCUGUGGCAGAAACCAUCUCAGUUCUACCAGCUUCGUUUCUGUAUGUCCUCAGGGACACCUCCAGUCUCUGGAGGAAAUUAUGAGAAUCCUGAAUUGAAUGGGGUUCCUCAUUCCCUCCCCACUGACUGGUAAAGGUGUGGACUUCACCCAUCUUUAGCCAAGAGGACCUGAGCUGUGUUCUGGAGGCUUACAGAAGAGCUUUACUUUCUUCAUGGACAUUGUUGGCCUCAUGUGGUACAUGUGACACAUUUUUCUCCGAGUCACCCCACCUGGAGAACCACUUGUCUUCCGUUGCUCUGGUCUCUGUGAUAAUAAAGACAUUAUUUAAACCAU
Lynx canadensis (Canada lynx) is the source of this 2151-nucleotide messenger RNA. RefSeq names its product zinc finger protein 134 (gene ZNF134). Lineage: Eukaryota; Metazoa; Chordata; Mammalia; Carnivora; Felidae. The record is from RefSeq and is a predicted model, not a curated record. Gene Ontology annotation, molecular function: DNA-binding transcription repressor activity, RNA polymerase II-specific. Gene Ontology annotation, biological process: negative regulation of transcription by RNA polymerase II. Bases 325 to 1608 code for a protein of 427 amino acids. The transcript has 2 exons.